Molecule: messenger RNA, 6586 nt
Organism: Chlorocebus sabaeus (green monkey)
Lineage: Eukaryota; Metazoa; Chordata; Mammalia; Primates; Cercopithecidae
Source: RefSeq, a predicted model, not a curated record
CUCUCGCGCGCCCGGUGUCUCCCUCUCGCUGCCUCUGCAGAAACAGCUCCUGCCAGAGCGGCGCUCGGCGCGGCGCGGCGCGGCGGGCCCGGAGCGGCGGCGGCGGCUCUUCCUGCCUCCGCGCCCAGGAGUUGCCGGCUCCCUUUGACAGCAGAGAGCCGGGCAGGGGCCUCAGGAGGACUCGCCGGGAGUGGGCAGAGGCGCCUCGGCCCCUACCGGCCCAGGCGGGCCCCGCGCGCCCCCCGCCCCUCCUUUCCGCCUCUUCUCGCCCUGCCUCUCCCGAUUUAUUUUUUCAAAUGGUGUAGCCGCCAGAGGUGCGGUGCUCAAUUCUUGGAAGGGGCCCGGAUGUACUGAGGAUGCAUUACAAUUUCACUCGAGGAGGCAGUAGUGGAAAGGAGCAGUUUUUGGGGUUUGAUGCCAUAAUGGGAAUCAGGUAAUCGUCGGCAGGGAAGAAGCAGCACUGCAGACCACGGCUUCCUCGAAUCUUGCACGAAAGCCGCCGGCCUCGGAGGAGGGAUUAAUCCAGACCCGCUGGGGGGUGUUUUCACAUUUCUUCCUCUUCGUGGCUGCUCCUCCUUUGAAAACCAUUUUUGGUCCAUGGUCAAUGAGAAUACGAGGAUGUACAUUCCAGAGGAAAACCACCAAGGUUCUAACUAUGGGAGCCCACGCCCCGCCCAUGCCAACAUGAAUGCCAAUGCGGCCGCGGGACUGGCCCCUGAGCACAUCCCCACCCCGGGGGCCGCCCUGUCCUGGCAGGCGGCCAUCGACGCAGCCCGGCAGGCUAAGCUGAUGGGCAGCGCUGGCAACGCGACCAUCUCCACAGUCAGCUCCACGCAGCGGAAGCGGCAGCAAUAUGGGAAACCCAAGAAGCAGGGCAGCACCACGGCCACACGCCCGCCCCGAGCCCUGCUCUGCCUGACCCUGAAGAACCCCAUCCGGAGGGCCUGCAUCAGCAUUGUCGAAUGGAAACCAUUUGAAAUAAUUAUUUUACUGACUAUUUUUGCCAAUUGUGUGGCCUUAGCGAUCUAUAUUCCCUUUCCAGAAGAUGAUUCCAACGCCACUAAUUCCAACCUGGAACGAGUGGAAUAUCUCUUUCUCAUAAUUUUUACGGUGGAAGCAUUUUUAAAAGUCAUCGCCUAUGGACUCCUCUUUCACCCCAAUGCCUACCUCCGCAACGGCUGGAAUCUGCUCGAUUUUAUCAUUGUGGUUGUGGGGCUUUUUAGUGCAAUUUUAGAACAAGCAACCAAAGCAGAUGGGGCGAACGCUCUCGGAGGGAAAGGGGCCGGAUUUGAUGUGAAAGCGCUGAGGGCCUUCCGCGUGCUGCGCCCCCUGCGGCUGGUGUCCGGAGUCCCAAGUCUCCAGGUGGUCCUGAAUUCCAUCAUCAAGGCCAUGGUCCCCCUGCUGCACAUCGCCCUGCUCGUGCUGUUUGUCAUCAUCAUCUACGCCAUCAUCGGCCUGGAGCUCUUCAUGGGGAAGAUGCACAAGACCUGCUACAACCAGGAGGGCAUAGCAGAUGUUCCAGCAGAAGAUGACCCUUCCCCUUGUGCGCUGGAAACAGGCCAUGGGCGGCAGUGCCAGAACGGCACGGUGUGCAAGCCUGGCUGGGAUGGUCCCAAGCACGGCAUCACCAACUUUGACAACUUUGCCUUCGCCAUGCUCACGGUGUUCCAGUGCAUCACCAUGGAGGGCUGGACGGACGUGCUGUACUGGGUCAAUGAUGCCGUAGGAAGGGACUGGCCCUGGAUCUAUUUUGUUACACUAAUCAUCAUAGGGUCAUUUUUUGUACUUAACUUGGUUCUCGGUGUGCUUAGCGGAGAGUUUUCCAAAGAGAGGGAGAAGGCCAAGGCCCGGGGAGAUUUCCAGAAGCUGCGGGAGAAGCAGCAGCUAGAAGAGGAUCUCAAAGGCUACCUGGACUGGAUCACUCAGGCUGAAGACAUCGAUCCCGAGAACGAGGACGAAGGCAUGGAUGAGGAGAAGCCCCGAAACAUGAGCAUGCCCACCAGUGAGACCGAGUCUGUCAACACCGAAAACGUGGCUGGAGGUGACAUCGAGGGAGAAAACUGCGGGGCCAGGCUGGCCCACCGGAUCUCCAAGUCAAAGUUCAGCCGCUACUGGCGCCGGUGGAAUCGGUUCUGCAGAAGAAAGUGCCGUGCCGCGGUCAAGUCUAAUGUCUUCUACUGGCUGGUGAUUUUCCUGGUGUUCCUCAACACGCUCACCAUUGCCUCUGAGCACUACAACCAGCCCCACUGGCUCACGGAAGUCCAAGACACGGCGAACAAGGCCCUGCUGGCCCUCUUCACGGCAGAGAUGCUCCUGAAGAUGUACAGCCUGGGCCUGCAGGCCUACUUCGUGUCCCUCUUCAACCGCUUUGACUGCUUCGUCGUGUGUGGCGGCAUCCUGGAGACCAUCCUGGUAGAGACCAAGAUCAUGUCCCCACUGGGCAUCUCCGUGCUCCGAUGCGUCCGGUUGCUGAGGAUAUUCAAGAUCACGAGGUACUGGAACUCCUUGAGCAACCUGGUGGCAUCCUUGCUGAACUCUGUGCGCUCCAUCGCCUCCCUGCUCCUUCUCCUCUUCCUCUUCAUCAUCAUCUUCUCCCUCCUGGGGAUGCAGCUCUUUGGAGGAAAGUUCAACUUUGAUGAGAUGCAGACCCGGAGGAGCACAUUUGAUAACUUCCCCCAGUCCCUCCUCACUGUGUUUCAGAUCCUGACCGGGGAGGACUGGAAUUCGGUGAUGUAUGAUGGGAUCAUGGCUUAUGGCGGCCCCUCUUUUCCAGGGAUGUUAGUCUGUAUUUACUUCAUCAUCCUCUUCAUCUGUGGAAACUAUAUCCUACUGAAUGUGUUCUUGGCCAUUGCUGUGGACAACCUGGCUGACGCUGAGAGCCUCACAUCUGCCCAAAAGGAGGAGGAAGAGGAGAAGGAGAGAAAGAAGCUGGCCAGGACUGCCAGCCCAGAGAAGAAACAAGAGAUGGUGGAGAAGCCGGCAGUGGAGGAAUCCAAGGAGGAGAAGAUUGAGCUGAAAUCCAUCACGGCUGACGGAGAGUCUCCACCCACCACCAAGAUCAACAUGGAUGACCUCCAGCCCAAUGAAAAUGAGGAUAAGAGCCCCUACCCCAACCCAGAGACUACAGGAGAAGAGGAUGAGGAGGAGCCAGAGAUGCCUGUCGGCCCUCGCCCACGCCCACUCUCUGAGCUUCACCUUAAGGAAAAGGCAGUGCCCAUGCCAGAAGCCAGCGCGUUUUUCAUCUUCAGCUCUAACAACAGGUUUCGCCUCCAGUGCCACCGCAUUGUCAACGACACGAUCUUCACCAACCUGAUCCUCUUCUUCAUUCUGCUCAGCAGCAUUUCCCUGGCUGCUGAGGACCCGGUCCAGCACACCUCCUUCAGGAACCAUAUUCUGUUUUAUUUUGAUAUUGUUUUUACCACCAUUUUCACCAUUGAAAUUGCUCUGAAGAUGACUGCUUAUGGGGCUUUUCUGCACAAGGGCUCCUUCUGCCGGAACUACUUCAACAUCCUGGACCUGCUGGUGGUCAGCGUGUCCCUCAUCUCCUUUGGCAUCCAGUCCAGUGCAAUCAAUGUCGUGAAGAUCUUGCGAGUCCUGCGAGUACUCAGGCCCCUGAGGGCUAUCAACAGGGCCAAGGGGCUAAAGCAUGUGGUUCAGUGUGUGUUUGUCGCCAUCCGGACCAUCGGGAACAUCGUGAUUGUCACCACCCUGCUGCAGUUCAUGUUCGCCUGCAUCGGGGUCCAGCUCUUCAAGGGAAAGCUGUACACCUGUUCAGACAGCUCCAAGCAGACAGAGGCGGAAUGCAAGGGCAACUACAUCACGUACAAAGACGGGGAGGUUGACCACCCCAUCAUCCAACCCCGCAGCUGGGAGAACAGCAAGUUUGACUUUGACAAUGUUCUGGCCGCCAUGAUGGCCCUCUUCACCGUCUCCACCUUCGAAGGGUGGCCAGAGCUUCUGUACCGCUCCAUCGACUCCCACACCGAAGACAAGGGUCCCAUCUACAAUUACCGCGUGGAGAUCUCCAUCUUCUUCAUCAUCUACAUCAUCAUCAUCGCCUUCUUCAUGAUGAACAUCUUCGUGGGCUUCGUCAUCGUCACCUUCCAGGAGCAGGGGGAGCAGGAGUACAAGAACUGUGAGCUGGACAAGAACCAGCGACAGUGUGUGGAAUACGCCCUCAAGGCCCGGCCCCUGCGGAGGUAUAUCCCCAAGAACCAGCACCAGUACAAAGUGUGGUACGUGGUCAACUCCACCUACUUCGAGUACCUGAUGUUCGUCCUCAUCCUGCUCAACACCAUCUGCCUGGCCAUGCAGCACUACGGCCAGAGCUGCCUGUUCAAAAUCGCCAUGAACAUCCUCAACAUGCUCUUCACUGGCCUCUUCACUGUGGAGAUGAUCCUGAAGCUCAUUGCCUUCAAACCCAAGGGUUACUUUAGUGAUCCCUGGAAUGUUUUUGACUUCCUCAUCGUAAUUGGCAGCAUAAUUGACGUCAUUCUCAGUGAGACUAAUCACUAUUUCUGUGAUGCAUGGAAUACAUUUGACGCCUUGAUUGUUGUGGGUAGCAUUGUUGAUAUAGCAAUCACCGAGGUAAACCCAGCUGAACAUACCCAAUGCUCUCCCUCUAUGAACGCAGAGGAAAACUCGCGCAUCUCCAUCACCUUCUUCCGCCUAUUCCGGGUCAUGCGCCUGGUGAAGCUGCUGAGCCGCGGGGAGGGCAUCCGGACGCUGCUGUGGACCUUCAUCAAGUCCUUCCAGGCCCUGCCCUAUGUGGCCCUCCUGAUCGUGAUGCUGUUCUUCAUCUACGCGGUGAUCGGGAUGCAGGUGUUUGGGAAAAUUGCCCUGAAUGAUACCACAGAGAUCAACCGGAACAACAACUUUCAGACCUUCCCCCAGGCUGUGCUGCUCCUCUUCAGGUGUGCCACCGGGGAGGCCUGGCAGGACAUCAUGCUGGCCUGCAUGCCAGGCAAGAAGUGUGCCCCGGAGUCCGAGCCCGGCAACAGCACGGAGGGUGAAUCACCCUGUGGCAGCAGCUUUGCCGUCUUCUACUUCAUCAGCUUCUACAUGCUCUGUGCCUUCCUGAUCAUCAACCUCUUUGUAGCUGUCAUCAUGGACAACUUUGACUACCUGACAAGGGACUGGUCCAUCCUUGGUCCCCACCACCUGGAUGAGUUUAAAAGAAUCUGGGCAGAGUAUGACCCUGAAGCCAAGGGUCGUAUCAAACACCUGGAUGUGGUGACCCUCCUCCGGCGGAUUCAGCCCCCACUAGGUUUUGGGAAGCUGUGCCCUCACCGCGUGGCUUGCAAACGCCUGGUCUCCAUGAAUAUGCCUCUGAACAGCGACGGGACAGUCAUGUUCAAUGCCACCCUGUUUGCCCUGGUCAGGACAGCCCUGAGGAUCAAAACAGAAGAGGGACCCAGCCCAUCAGAGGCCCACCAAGGGGCUGAGGAUCCUUUCCGCCCUGCAGGGAACCUCGAACAGGCCAAUGAGGAGCUGCGGGCCAUCAUCAAGAAGAUCUGGAAGCGGACCAGCAUGAAGCUGCUGGACCAGGUGGUGCCUCCUGCAGGCGAUGAUGAGGUCACCGUUGGCAAGUUCUACGCCACAUUCCUGAUCCAGGAGUACUUCCGGAAGUUCAAGAAGCGCAAAGAGCAGGGCCUUGUGGGCAAACCCUCCCAGAGGAACGCACUGUCUCUGCAGGCUGGCUUGCGCACGCUGCACGACAUCGGGCCUGAGAUCCGACGGGCCAUCUCUGGAGAUCUCACCGCUGAGGAGGAGCUGGACAAGGCCAUGAAGGAGGCUGUGUCCACUGCUUCUGAAGAUGACAUCUUCAGGAGGGCCGGUGGCCUGUUCGGCAACCACGUCAGCUACUACCAAAGCGACGGCCGGAGCGCCUUCCCCCAGACCUUCACCACUCAGCGCCCACUGCACAUCAACAAGGCGGGCAGCAGCCAGGGCGACACUGAGUCGCCAUCCCACGAGAAGCUGGUGGACUCCACCUUCACCCCCAGCAGCUACUCGUCCACCGGCUCCAACGCCAACAUCAACAAUGCCAACAACACCGCCCUGGGUCGCCUCCCUCGCCCCGCCGGCUACCCCAGCACGGUCAGCACUGUGGAGGGCCAUGGGCCCCCCUUGUCCCCUGCCAUCCGGGUGCAGGAGGUGGCGUGGAAGCUCAGCUCCAACAGGUGCCACUCCGGGGAGAGCCAGACAGCCAUGGUGGGUCCGGAGGAGACGUCUCAGGAUGAGUCCUAUGAAGUGAAGAUGAACCAUGACGCGGAGGCCUGCAGUGAGCCCAGCCUGCUCUCCACAGACAUGCUGUCCUACCAGGAUGACGAAAAUCGGCAACUGACGCUCCCAGAGGAGGACAAGAGGGACAUCCGGCAAUCCCCAAAGAGGGGUUUCCUCCGCUCUGCCUCACUAGGUAAAUGCACCCCUCGCUCUCCAGAUGUGGCCGGUGGUAACUCCCAAGAGAACGCCGGUCAGGUACUCAGGGAUGACUGAGAAACCAUUGUGGCCUGCCUCAAACCAGCCCCACACAGUGGGGGGAUUUCCAAAGCAAGGAGACAACAAUCCAAAGGCAGGGUGUGCU